UAAGGACAAAGGAAAAUGAAGAAUCGAUUAUAAAAAGAAAAAAAAGAGGACAAAAAAUUAUUAAUUCUCCCUAAGACAACGCAAAUAAAAGGAAAAUAUUUUCGUGAAUAUUUAAAGCUUCGGAUGUAAACAAAAGCAUAGAAAACGGAAAGAAAACAUAGAAAGUGGGAAAAAUGAUACGACUGUCGCCAAAAAUCAAGCACAAACUAUACCAAAAGAGACAUGUAGUGUUUCUUAUUAUCUUGAUGUUCCUUGUGACGCUGAUGGCCCUAACAAGCCCACACGGCAAAGGGGCUUUUAUCAGCAAUGAGAACGACGAACUUCUCAAAACCCUUUGGCAGGAGAAACAGCGAGGACAGGUGAAUCAGGGGACUCAUCAGGUGAAUCAAGGGACUCAUCAGGUGAAUCAGCUGGUGGAACAGGUGGAGGAAUUGGCCAAAGGUCCUCUAAAGGAUGACGACCCGGAUCUACUGAGGUUACUGAGAGAGAGAUACCUUUCAAAACCCAGCGACAAACCAGCUGAUUUGAUGCUGAACCGAGAGGGCGCGCGAGCUAAGAAUUACAACAUCUACAGAACGGCUUUUCAUUCUUGGAUUCACAUUAACAAGAUCUUGAAGAAGCUAUUCUCCGACGAACCGCCCCAUUUCUUCGUCGAGGCUGGGGCUCUGGACGGCGAGUUCAUCUCCAACACCUUGUACCUGGAGCAGGACCUCGGCUGGACUGGACUGCUGGUCGAGGCUGACCCUCUCUUAUACGCUGCGUUGCCAGGUAAAAACCGGAAGUCUUGGAGCUCCCAGACGUGUCUCUCCCCCUCCAACGUCGCUGAGAGACUGACCUUCGAGACGUAUGAACCGAGAGAUGAUCGGGAUGUCGCGGCUGCCUUGUUGGUCAGGUCAACGGGCAACCUCGCCGGCGUCCACUCUCCGGCCAUGGGUCAGAUGGGGUCAAAAAUCCCAGUGGAGGUCCAGUGCUUCCCCCUCUUCUCGUACCUGCUCGCCCUCAACGCCACCUCCGUCGGUUACGUCAGCCUCGACGUCGAAGGAGCCGAGGCCGAGAUCCUCCUCCACCUGCCCUGGGAUCGAGUGGACGUCAAAGUGUGGAAUAUCGAGCACAGGGCGACCAACGAGGGCUUCAAGGUCCACUACGAGGAGCCCUGGGGUCUCCGUGCACCUCCACCUCCUCCUCCAUCUCGUCCUCAUCCCCCUCCUCCUUCCGGUUCGGUUGGAGGACGCGAAGGAGAUGGAGGGAGAGAAGGAAGGGGGGAUUCAGGGGAAGAAGAAGUCCCUCCGCCCAAGAAGAUUGUUUACGUGACCCAGCAUGACCCCGCUGAGGGGAAGGACCCUUACCUGGUCAGAUUUAUGAGGGAAAAGGGAUAUCGACUCUAUGACUACUGGGAUGGGGAUUAUACGUUCGUCAAGGCUGACUCGGAAAUCUGUCGAAAACACUGCACAGUCGAGGUCGAGUGGAGUCGAAUAGGCCUAUGUACCGUAUUCUCUUCUAGGUCGAGGUCGAAUAGGCCUAUGUACCGGUCGAGGUCGAAUAGGCCUAUGUACCGUUCUCUUCUAGGUUUCGAAUAG
This is a messenger RNA of Penaeus vannamei (Pacific white shrimp), 1577 nucleotides long. The record is from RefSeq and is a predicted model, not a curated record. NCBI's taxonomy places the organism in Eukaryota, Metazoa, Arthropoda, Malacostraca, Decapoda, Penaeidae.